This is a messenger RNA of Lactuca saligna, 573 nucleotides long. NCBI's taxonomy places the organism in Eukaryota, Viridiplantae, Streptophyta, Magnoliopsida, Asterales, Asteraceae. The record is from the annotation of a GenBank genome assembly.
AUGGCAUUGGUGGAAACAGUAUCCGGGAGAGUUUUAUUGGGUUUGUUAUUGCUUUACGAUCAUCACCAUGGUUGCGUUGCGUUGGCUGCUUCCGGUGGAGUUGGGCCAGCGUUUGGAGUUAGGGCAGCGGUUGAACAUGACUUAGGUUUUUGCACGAUCAUGGUGAUAUUGGGUUCCAUUCUUGCUGUUCUGGCUUACCGAUUUCUUACUAUUACCGAUGAAAUAAGUGUUCUUAAGCUUCCGUGCGAACCGAUCUCAAUCGGAUUGUGCGAUAACGGAUCUCAAUCGGAUUUUUCAGAUUUAGAUGAUACUACGCAUCUACGUACGAACCGUGAGGAUUUGAGCUGCAUAUUACAAGGAGGUGACCAUUUGGACCGGACCGGACCGGUUUGUCGCGAAAUUGGUAGACCUAGGACAAGACCUGUUGAGACUUUUCUUGUCAAGGUCUGGUUCUCGGUUCUUGGAUGUAGGGAGACAACACUAGCUCUACUUCGGCAUCCUGAAUAUUGCAUCUCUGGUUAUUCCUCUGCAUCAACUUCACGUGUGUAUAAUGAGAGGAGCUUAGAGAGUUGA